AAGGGAAACAGCCCACGACCGCACACCUCAUCUCCCACUAACCCCACAAUCCCUCGUCUCCAAUCCUCUCGCGAGAGAAAUCGCCGCCGGCGGCUAAGUACCAUCGUCCGUCGUGCGCGCGAGCGCGGCUGCCGAAGCUGGACCGCGGGCGCGGCGGGGCGGGGUCCGGAGCCGGGGCGAGGGCGAGGGCAACGACGGCGGUCAUGGGGUCCGGCACCUGGCGCAAGGCCUACGGCGCCCUCAAGGACUCCACCAAGGUUGGCCUCGCCAACUUCAACAUCGAGUACAAGGAUUUGGAUAUCGCCAUCGUGAAGACGACGAACCACGUGGAGUGCCCGCCCAAGGAGCGGCACUUCAGGAGGAUAGUGUUUGCGAACUCGGCAAAUCGCCCGCGAGCCAGGAUGUCCAAGACCAAGAGUUGGAUAGUGGGUUCCUUGUUUGUGUAUCUUGGUAGUAGUUCCUUGUCUGUUUAUCUAUGCCGAUUGAUAAUCCUUGAUUCAAUCAUCUCCACAAGGUACAACACAGACUACAGUUCUUUAUUGGGAACGAAGGAUUCGUCUAUAUUUCUUCCACUCUGUUUGGAUUUCUAGGAAGUCUUUUGCCUAUUGUGCAGCACAUGAGUUCAAAUAUUUCUUAUUUGAUGUAGAAUCAAAUAAAAAGGUUGAUGUUUCAUGGCUCAACCAAACUGAAACCAACCUUAGGAAUACAACAAUUCUUGCUCCGUUGUAUGUGCUCCCAACCAUUCACAUUGAAGGAAUAUGUACAGAGGCUGGGCUCGUUAAACAACACCGUAAGCCAGAACAUAGCUUCAACCAUGAACUGCGGUUAAUUAGAAGAAAAAAAACCCAAUUUGUUAUUCUGUGUUUGUGAGCAGUCUAUCAUGGAUUCGGUUCAGUUGGAGGGUCUUCUAUGGCUGCAGCAUACGAAAUAGUACACAUCUAGCCAUCCAAGAUCCAACAUUCAAGAAAAGUCUAAGAUUUGCUUAACUACUUUUUUGAUUUACUUGGGCAGUUAAUUAACUGUUUUUCGUAGCUGGAGCUAUACUAUGUCAUGAUAUACGAAUUGAGGAAGAAAUUGUAAUAGAUAGUCAUGAUAUACGACACUUUUCAUAAGGUGACUAAAAGAUAACCGUGUGUUUCUUGCCGAUUUUUUUUGAACCGUCCAUGAUAUUAGAGUUAGAGCAUCUCCAACAGCCGCGCUAUAGCGCCGCACGCAAAAAACCUUUUAGUGCGCGCGCUGCGGCUGGUUUUGCGCGCCCGCCUGCGCUGGCUCCAGCCGCCGCGCCAUAAUGCAGCGCGCGCGCGCCGUUCCAGCAGAGCGCAAAAAUACAGCGCGCGCGACUCGCCGGGCAUUUUGCAUAUAUGGAUAUUUUGGACAAAAAUAAACAUGUAAAAUUUGACACAAACAAGUUGAUGAAUAAAAGUUCAUGCCCACAAGUUCAUCAAAAUCAUGCCCACACGUUCAUCCAACCAAGUUCAAAUGCAAACUAAAA
Messenger RNA from Triticum aestivum (bread wheat), 1492 nucleotides. RefSeq names its product putative clathrin assembly protein At2g01600. Gene Ontology annotation, molecular function: 1-phosphatidylinositol binding; phosphatidylinositol-4,5-bisphosphate binding; SNARE binding. The transcript is spliced from 4 exons. The record is from RefSeq and is a predicted model, not a curated record. Gene Ontology annotation, biological process: vesicle budding from membrane; clathrin coat assembly; clathrin-dependent endocytosis. Gene Ontology annotation, cellular component: clathrin-coated pit; clathrin-coated vesicle. The coding region runs from base 204 to 590 and encodes 128 amino acids. NCBI's taxonomy places the organism in Eukaryota, Viridiplantae, Streptophyta, Magnoliopsida, Poales, Poaceae.